Messenger RNA from Oncorhynchus masou masou (cherry salmon), 2105 nucleotides. It is a transcript of the gene hoxd11a, whose product is annotated as homeobox D11a. The record is from RefSeq and is a predicted model, not a curated record. Gene Ontology annotation, biological process: anatomical structure development; regulation of transcription by RNA polymerase II. The transcript is spliced from 2 exons. Gene Ontology annotation, cellular component: nucleus. Gene Ontology annotation, molecular function: RNA polymerase II cis-regulatory region sequence-specific DNA binding; DNA-binding transcription factor activity, RNA polymerase II-specific. NCBI's taxonomy places the organism in Eukaryota, Metazoa, Chordata, Actinopteri, Salmoniformes, Salmonidae. Bases 233 to 1084 code for a protein of 283 amino acids.
UGCUCAAGACAGUUCUUAAUGACUGAUAUUGAUAUAUGGUAAUUCCUUAACCGGAUCACAUGACACAAUUACCUCGAGAAUCGAUAAAGAUGAAUUGCACGUCAGCCUACGUUUCCGAUUUUUUCUCCCUCGCGGGUCCUUUCCACGCGCCUAUGGUGCAAUAGAUAGACAAAGUUUAACACACUCAAGCUGCCAAUUCUAUUUCGCUAUUUCAAAAGGGUGAAGGAGAGAGAUGGCGGAGUACGAUGAGCGUGGCAACUGUGCGUCAAAUAUGUAUUUACCAAGUUGUACAUAUUACGUUUCGGCGCCUGAUUUUUCUUCAGUCUCCUCGUUUUUACCCCAGACUACUUCGUGUCAAAUAAAUUUUCCUUAUUCUUCCAACAUAGCUCAAGUCCAACCUGUUCGAGAAGUGUCUUUCAGAGACUAUGGACUGGAUCACUCAAACAAAUGGCAUUACAGGGGCAAUUACGCGUCUUACUACUCAACGGACGAGAUAAUGCACCGAGACUUAAUCCAGUCGUCGAACAGGGCGGAAAUGAUAUUCAAAAAUGAUUCCUUGUACGGCCAUCACGGCGGUACGAGCUCGCCAUGCAAUUUCUUCACAAAUGUCGGCCGAAAUGGGGUUCUUCCACAAGGGUUCGAUCAGUUCUUAGAGACUGUUAACUCUGAGAAGCCCAACCCUGACGACUCAAAACAAAAGACACACUCCAGUCUCCCCGGAGAUGCUGCGUGUAAUAAACAGACUUCGGAUAGGCCUACAUCUGAGGAAUCUAUACGAGACCCAACUGAGGACAUAGACGAAGAUGAUUAUUCGAUAUCAAACUGCGCUGGAGACAAGAACAACGGCCCAAGUUCUUCAAAGUCCAGAAAAAAGAGAUGCCCCUACUCCAAAUACCAGAUCCGAGAACUAGAACGAGAAUUCUUUUUCAAUGUGUACAUAAACAAGGAGAAGCGGCUCCAGUUGUCAAGGAUGUUACACCUGACAGAUCGACAGGUGAAGAUUUGGUUCCAGAACAGAAGAAUGAAAGAGAAAAAGCUCAACCGGGACCGGCUUCAGUAUUUCACUGGGAAUCCCUUAUUCUGAACCCUACUCAUUUGGAGUCAAUAGUUGCUAAAUGCUUCACAACAGAUUGAAUAAAGAGUUUAUUGGGGGACAUCUCAUAAUCUAUCAAAACAACAGAAGGUGAAACACCUCACAGCAUAAUGGACUUUGCAAACAGGCUGGAUCUAUCUAUGCAAGGCUCUUGGCAUCUGUCACAUAAAUACUUACCUCAAUGAACACAUGAAUCCUGUUAUUUAAAAUAAGAUUCAAUCUAGUGAAGAAAUCCUCCAGGAGACCUCGUCAUAAUGUCCAUUUGUAUAUCAUUAUACUAAUUAAUUAUAAUCUCUAGGCUAUGCAUAUCUUUUUUAUUUAUUUAAGUUUACAUGGUGGCGUUUGGUGGAUUCUAAAAUAUUGCAGUAAGCAACGCGUACUUUGAGUAGAUGAAUCGGUCAAGUAGACUACAAUAAGUAAUUUAUAAUAGUAGAAUUAUGUAUGCAUUUAGUAGAAGCAUGUGAUGUAUAUUGUGGUUAUGUGAUAUCAAAAUAAAGUACACAUGGCAAAUGUAGUUAUGCGUUACCUCGUGUAAUUGCAAUCACAACGAACUAAUUUCGUAUAACUUUGGUCAGGAUCCACAUUUGGCAUAGAAAACUAGUUAUGCAUAAUUUCAUACAUUUCAACAAGGUUUUUCAGACUCUACUAUAGGGAUGCUCUUGUCAAAGCAAUCUGAUAUAUUUGUAAAUUACCAAUUGCACUGGCACUAAUAGUUAUAUCAGUAGGCCACAGGACUAUACAGUGAAUUUCCUGUUAUUAUAGCCAAGCAGUAGCGCCUCUUACUUGCUUCAACUUCAAAGUUUAGACUAGACCUUUUAUUCCCUUUAUUUUGUCUUACACUUAGGCGGUUUUCUAAACCUUGAACCGUCUAGACAGUAUACUAAAAACUAGCUGUAAAUGUCUAAAUUGGGGGCUAUUGGACCCUCUGGCCACUCCAAAUGCGGCCCUACCCCAAAAUAGUCUAGAAGAAUGCAGUAGGCUACUGUUUACUUGUCCGGCUAUUGAAUUUAAA